Messenger RNA from Galendromus occidentalis (western predatory mite), 1436 nucleotides. RefSeq names its product mitochondrial RNA pseudouridine synthase Rpusd4. Gene Ontology annotation, biological process: pseudouridine synthesis. Lineage: Eukaryota; Metazoa; Arthropoda; Arachnida; Mesostigmata; Phytoseiidae. Bases 1 to 1407 code for a protein of 468 amino acids. Gene Ontology annotation, molecular function: pseudouridine synthase activity; RNA binding. The record is from RefSeq and is a predicted model, not a curated record. The transcript has 6 exons.
AUGGCGGUGCGCGGAUUGAACUUUUCGUUCGUUCUACGGAAAACUUUGUGUCAGUCGUCCAAGAGACUUCUGAGAACUGCGCCCAGAGGGGCGUCGAGAGACGGCAGAAAUGACGAUGAGUUGGACGGCUCUUAUUCUCCGUAUGAGAACUUCGAGAGGACGGGAUUCGGUUACGUCAGACGUGACCGUGACAAUCGUCCGCAACGCCACGGCGAGUUCGAACCAGAUGACAGAAAUCCAAGGAUGUUGGAAACUCCGCCGGUGAAAAAAAAGGAGCCGGACGUUCGGAUAGGAGCAGCUGCACGGCACGAGUCCGUGCUCGAUCAGGAGCAUGGUGCCGGUAGAACAGAUCGUCAAAAGACGUUCCGCCAGCCAAAAACCCUGGGGCAGAUCGAUUUCGAGAUAAAGACUGUUAGAAGGAAAAUCGAGGAGGGUGAAGAAAGUUUCGAAGAUCUGGACUCCGAAGCCAAGUCAGCUUUCGAGGUCACGAGGGCCACGAGGCUCGAGAGGGACGAGAUCAAGGCUUCCGAUAAGACCGAUUCCUAUGGUUUUCGAAUUCUUAAGGCUGAAAUCAAACCUCAGAUAUGGACGAUGUCUAAGGAUGAAGUGAGAAAGUGUUUGUUGCGCAACAUCCUAUUCGAUACCCCGGAUUUCCUGAUUCUCAACAAGCCAUAUGGCUUGUCGAUGCAGCCGGGCGGGGGCCUUAAACCAGACGAUAAGAUGAUUCUCACCACGCAUCUGGACGAGAUGGCAAAAGCACUAAACGUUGAGAAACUCUACCCACUCCAUCGACUCGACAAAAACGCCACGGGUGUCCUUUGCCUCGCGAAAAACAAGAGUAUGGCUGAUGUAGUGAAAGGAAUGUUCAAAUCUCGGCUCAUAGAGAAGGAAUACGUCGCCAUAACACGCAGGGUUCCACCAGAAAAGGAAGGGGUGAUCGACAAGGCGAUUGCGGAAGGGUCAGUGGACGGCCGGACCCGGAUGGUUAUCGUCCCCACAGCGGAACCCGGAUCGGACGUCAGCUUGCCGAAGUUCUCGAAAACGUAUCCGGCCGUCACGAGAUACAAAGUCAUAAGUAGUUCGGAAAAGGCAGCUUUCGUGAGGUUGUGGCCAGAAACUGGAUACAAACACCAAAUCAGAGUGCACCUCGGACUAGGUCUCCGCUGUCCCGUGUUGGGAGACCAUAAGUACUCUCACUUGACCAUGAUUGGUCCUCAAAAACUCCCGGGAGAGAUGCUCGACAGAUUGAAAGUUCGUCAGCAAAAGGUGCGGGAUAUUCCCCUCCACCUCCAUGCCAGGAGAAUCAAAAUUCCAGGUGUCUUGCCGGGCGAUCGGGAUCUAGUUGUGAGCAGCAGUAUACCCACCUACUUUUCGAAGAAUUUGAUGCGUCUGAAGAUCAGAUACUAGUCCGGUGUAUUCAAGCGAGACAAAUCAUU